Ziziphus jujuba (common jujube) is the source of this 1332-nucleotide messenger RNA. RefSeq names its product abscisic acid receptor PYR1. Lineage: Eukaryota; Viridiplantae; Streptophyta; Magnoliopsida; Rosales; Rhamnaceae. The transcript has a single exon. The record is from RefSeq and is a predicted model, not a curated record. Gene Ontology annotation, cellular component: cytoplasm; nucleus. Gene Ontology annotation, biological process: abscisic acid-activated signaling pathway. Bases 336 to 989 code for a protein of 217 amino acids. Gene Ontology annotation, molecular function: signaling receptor activity; protein phosphatase inhibitor activity; abscisic acid binding.
UAGAGCUUAAAAGCCAGGUAGGUUGAUCUGUCAAGCAAGCAAUGCAGAAGCCAGUGAGCCAGAACCCAUCUGUCUCAUCACCAAGUUGACACGUUUCCAACAUUCUCUUAAACACCAUUUUUAUAUUCCCAUUACCCUUUAAUUAUACAAUUCCAAAAACGCCCCAUUGCAAUUCACAAAACCCCUCGUCAAUUCCCCAUUUUACCCCUCACCAUUCCUGCAAAUUCCCAUCUCUUAUAAACAAAAAUAAACUUCACUUCUUCGCUCUCUCUCUCUCUCACUGUCUCUCUCUCUCUCUCCCUUCUUCUCUCUCUUUCUCUCUAAAUUCUUAGUCGAUGGAGAAAGGCGAGAGCUCAGUGGCCGAGCAAGACACCGAAGAAGAAACCAACCCUACCCAACACCACCUUAUGUCGGCCCCACCCGGGUUGACUCAGGACGAGUUCGACGAGUUGAGGCGUUUCGUCUCCGAGUUCCACACCUACCAAGUGGGUCGCGGCCAAUGCUCUUCCAUACUCGCGCAGCGAAUCCACGCGCCGCUCGACACCGUCUGGUCAGUAAUCCGACGGUUCGAUAAGCCACAGACCUACAAGCACUUCAUCAAGAGCUGUACGGUCAAAGAAGGUUUUAAGAUGACCGUUGGAUGUACCAGGGAGGUAAAUGUCAUUUCCGGUCUACCGGCCGCGACGAGCACGGAGAGAUUGGAUAUACUCGAUGAUGACCGACACGUCACCGGUUUCAGUAUCAUCGGAGGAGAGCACAGGCUCAGGAAUUACCGGUCCGUCACGACGGUGCAUGAGUUCCAGCGCGAUGGGAGGAUCUGGACAGUGGUUUUGGAAUCGUACGUCGUGGAUGUGCCGGAGGGAAACACCGAGGAGGACACGCGUCUGUUCGCUGAUACAGUCGUGAAGUUGAAUCUCCAAAAGCUCGCAUCGGUGACUGAAGGGCAGGCUCAGGCCCGAGACGGUGACGGUAAGUCACAGGUGAUCUGAGAAAAAAAAAAAAAAGGAAAAAGAAAAAGAAAAAAACUCACACGGAUUCAAUGAAGAAAAAAAGAAAAAAAAAAGGGGUGUAAAAAAAAAAAAACUUUUUUUUUUAAUUUUAUUUUUGGGGGGUUUUUGUUUUUGCGAGUACUUCUUAAUUUCUUUUAUCCUUUUUUUUUUCCACCUUAUCAUGACUUGUGAAAUCACCAACAUAUCCUUUGUUACCAUGGAUUGACUGGGAUGCCUAUAUAUAUAAAGCGUUUGAAACUGUGAGUAGAAGGUGGGAGGGCAUUUCAGUCAAUGCACGUGUACAGAAUAUCAAGUUGAGGAUGUUGAUGUUGUUUUUUUAUUA